Molecule: messenger RNA, 1818 nt
Organism: Parnassius mnemosyne (clouded apollo)
Lineage: Eukaryota; Metazoa; Arthropoda; Insecta; Lepidoptera; Papilionidae
Source: the annotation of a GenBank genome assembly
AUGGCGUCAACGCAGGACGCUUGGUAUAUUUCUUUGCUUGGUUUAGCGGAACAUUUCCGCACAUCAAAUCCUCCUGACAUAAAAAGUUGUAUACAGUGUCUUCAAGCCGUAUUUAAUUUCAAACCACCACAAAGGGUCGAGGCGAGAACUCACUUACAACUUGGAAAUAUUCUUUUGACACACACUAAAAACAUUGACUUGGCGAGAACGCAUUUAGAGCAGAGUUGGUUUUUGUCUCAGAGCAUCAAUGCAUUUGACGACGUGAAGUUUGAGGCAGCGAGUGUGCUUGCUGAGUUAUUUGAGCAGCAAGGCCAACCAACACACUCUAAACCCAUUCUAAGGAAAGCCAUUGAGUUGUCUCAGCAUAGUGUUUAUUGGCAUUGCAGACUAAUUUUUCAGCUUGCUCAAAUUCAUGCAACAGAGCGUGAAUAUGAAGUGGCUAGUAGCCUUUUGGGUGUUGGAGUGGAUUACGCACAGAUCUCAAAUGCUGCAUACACAAGAGUUCUAUUUUUACUGAGUAGAGUAAUGUUGUUGUUAAUAGACAAGAAGAUCCAAGAAGUGUUACCAUUGCUAAAUCAAGCGGGCCAUCUUGUGGAGUCAUGGUCGGGCAGUCCACAUCAAAAAGAGUACCUCAAAGUUUUUUUCCUAGUUUUACAGGUUUGUCACUAUUUGAUGGCCGGCCAGGUAAAGAGUGUGAAACCAUGCUUGAAGCAGCUACAGCAGAGCAUACAAACCAUCAUGGCUCCAACCUGGCCUGAUGACGAUGCGGUAUGCGGCAGUGCGGCGGGCGAGUCGUUCGUGUGGUUGUCGCGACAGCAGCUCUACGUGCUGGUGUACCUCGUUACCGUCAUGCACUCGGCACAGGCCGGCUAUAUGGACAAGGCGCACAAGUACACGGAUAAGGCAUUAGCGCAAAUCGACAAGCUUACGUCGAGUGGGUGUGAAGAGAGCAGCAACAAGGGCGGAGCGAGGAGCGGCGCGGUGCUGGCGUGGCGGCUGCGCAUGGCGCUGGUGGAGCACGCGGCGCUGUGCCGGCUGGUGGCGGGCGGCAAGGCGCACGCGCUGCACGAGAUCGCACGAGCCGCGCACCUGCUCACCGUCGCACCCACCGCGAGCAGUGCAGCGGCUCAUACUCCUCAACUGCACUGUCUGCUAGGCCUCUACGCAAUGUCCAUGAACUGUAUGGAGGCCGCUGAAUCGCAGUUCCUCACUGCUAUUGAAAUGUCACAAGAGAGAGAUUUAUGGAUGUUUGCAAAACUCAAUCUAGCGAUUGUGUAUCUACGAGGUCGGAGAGAUAAUGACUUAGCACAACUUAUGGAACAGGUGAGACCAGAAGCACUACCUGCAUACGCGCAUGGAUUACGAGCGGCGUCGUAUUACGUACUGGGACUACAGGCAUUUUUCCAGGCGCGGUAUAAUGAAGCCAAACGAUACCUUCGGGAAACCCUGAAGAUGGCCAAUGCGGAAGAUCUCAACAGACUGACUUCCUGUUCACUGGUGUUGCUCGGUCAUAUAUUUUUAUCAAUUAACAAUUCUCGGGAAAGUAUGAACAUGGUGACACCAGCGAUGCAACUCGCCAGCAAAAUACCAGAUGUUCAUGUCCAAUUGUGGGCCUCCGCGAUAUUGAAAGAUUUAUAUCGGCUGGCUGGCGACACUGAGCGCGAAAAUGAAGCUUACCAAAUGCACUGCAACUUUUCACAAGCUCUCCUAAAGGAUCAUUUCCAGGCGACCCAACUGCCCCAACACGCGCUAAUCCAGUGGACGAGUGGGCCUCCCCCCGUAUUCCCCCCACCUUCAAACGUCACUAACACCACAUAG